AGAGUGACACAGCUGCCUCACAGAACCAGUGGCAAUUUCAAGAGAACUGUGGAGUACUAUUUUACAGCUGAUUGAUCUUUCCCAUCCAUCUGAUAUUUGUCAAAGAAUUACAGGAGUCAAAAUGCAAUUGAUCUUCCAGUCCUUUCUCUCGUGCUGUCUGCUGGCGACAGUAGCACACUGUGUGGAGCUUCAAGUGAAUCCGGAGUUGAAAGAAAUGCGAAGCAUAUGGCUCGGGAGCAGAUUGAGACGGGAUCUUGACAGUGUAUCAGUAGAGAAGACAGCAGAGUCUGAGAACUUUGUCAGACCAGAAGAUAUCAGGGAUACUUUGCUGCCACAUUCCAGCACUGACAUCAAUGUCCGAACCAAGAGGUCUAAACACUCAGGCAAUCAGUCAAGAAGACAAGGUUGUUCGCUGGGCACCUGUGCAGUGCAUGACCUCGCGCACCGCCUGCACCAGCUCGGUAACAAGUUGAAGAUCGGGAGUGCCCCUGUCGACAAGUUCAGCCCACAGGGAAAGCCGCCACACUAGAAUAAUACUAUAAUUUACUGUCACUUAAAGAAGUGUAUUGAUAACAACAGUUAUCAACAGUUGAUUUACUGGAUAUAAGGUAUCGACUGACUGGAAAAAACUUGCAGAAAUGGUAGAUUAAAUAUAUGGAAUAGCAACUGAUGCAGAAUAUUUCCAUCAGUAUUAUGUUCAGCAGGUUAUAUAAUCAUAUACUACUUCUCUAUACUUGCUGCCCUCUUUUUUCAGUAUAAUAAUUUUGAUUUAUCAGAAGGAUUUCUGCCAGGGACACUUCUGUCAUCUUUCACCGCAAAUCAACUACUUGUCAAAUAUGCCACCUGUACAAAAAAACACUAGUUGUAUUAAAGUACACUACACAAAUAUAUAUUUUACCUGACUGUAUCACAAAGCUGCUCCAACUGCAACAUUAAAAUGAUCAGGGGUUAUUUCAUGGACUCACAUAAUUGUAUGCGCUUUUUAAAGCAACUUCAUAUAAUGCUUCAAUCUUCUGGUAAGUGACAAAAGGUUAUAAAAAAAAUCAACAUUGGUGCUGUCUAAGACAAUAGUUUGUGUUUUAAAAUAGCUCUUUCAAGCUGAACAUGGCUGUGUUUUGACAUACAGUACAAUGUGCAGGACAGGAUAAAUUCAUGGGAUUAGUGCAAAAUAUUGAAAUUUAUGAAAAUAGGAAAAGCUGUCACAAGGAAUAGCACAUGGAAACCAGUACUCUAGCUAAUUUUGAGAGAACUGCAAAAACUACAACAGCAGAAACUUAAAGCAAUUUCCACUGCGUUCUCUCUCACUCUUCUGCUCUUUUCUCAACUCCUCUAGUUUUCUUUGUCUCUCUUUCUCUCUGUCCCACUUACUGUUUUUGUUUGCUGGUAAACGGAAGAUGCAGAUGUAGUCAAAAUAGUUGAACCAGAGCCAAAACAUGAAGAAAUGCAGUGUUUGCAUAAUAGUGUUUGUAAUUACACAAGAAUGAUAGGAAAGUCAUGGGACAUAACACAACACACAUUUCAAGGUGACACACAUUAUAGGCAUUCUAAUAAUUAUGAAUCACCUGUCAGAUUUGUGCUUUUAGGAUUGACACACUGUUUGCUGGCACACCUGGCAUCAGUUGCUCAGGUUUCCUGCCACACGUACCUGCUCUUACGAAUACAAGGACCAACAAAAACUGUCAUCCGACAGCAACUUCAUGGAGGACAAACAAAAUAUUUCUAUAUAAGGAGCUAAAAAGCAACAGCAGUAUUGUGUUGUCAUGAUUUCACAAUCUCCUGUUGUAAACUAAACUAAGGAGAAAACGUAUCUGCUGGAGGCAAUUAUCACUACAAAGUGCUUACAAAACAUUUGCUGGUUUACAGCACAUGUGUUUGACAUUUAUGUAUUCUUUGCGUUGGGUCACAUGAGAUAUAAAUACACUCCGGAAGGUUCUGCACCGGGGACUAAAAACAACACGAUAUGAAUAAUAGAAUGCUGAUAUGCCAGAGUGGAAUGUCAUGUGUUAAGUAUUUCUAUAAAGUUAUGUUGAAAGAGCCCACGGGAGGGUUUUUCCCCUUCAUUGAAACUGAAACAAAAAUCCAAACUGAAAGCAUUACUUAGAGCAAUCCCAAAAACUCUAAUUGACACUAUACCUUGUGGAAGUUUCUGCAGUGGAAUUUCUACACUGAUAAAACCGAAUGUUUCUUCUCUGGUAUUUACAGAAUUGCACACACUGACUGAAGGGGCGUAUGAUUUCAAUCUUUUGGGCAUCACAUGCUCAGUGUUUCUGAGGUAUAGGUUAUCUCUUCUCAACAAUAUGCCCAUCUCAGACACAGACCGAUCUAGCUGUUAGCUAUGAAGGUUGUGAUAAACAAAAACGUGUGAUCUCCGUAACGCGUUAUUUGUGAUAGUACUUUCUGUGUAUGUUUCCCCUCUUAGGGGCUUAUUAUCCACAUCUGCCUCAUGAGCCGCACCGACCGGUGGUGGUUUCCAGCCUUACAGACCAAUCAUGAGUAAAAGUCAAAGAAAGAAAUAUCCUUUUUUUCUGAGUUACUUUGACUUAUUUAGCUUUAACUCUUGGUGUAAAACUUCUUCAGGUUUAGAGUGACUCACUGUACUGACCAUCCCAUAAAGUCCAAUAAUGUGAGAGGGUGAGACGUAGAGGCAGACUUGAUGACUCUCUUGUUUUUCUUCAAUAGAUUGGGUAUGCAUUCCUGAGGUAAAAAUUGAAGUCGUAUUAGUUAUAAUUUAUAAUAGCACAAAAUCAGCAGGACUAUUUUAAAAAAAAUGUCUAAGCCAAUAUUGUUCGUAUGUCUUAGAUUGUUGUUCAAGUUCAUUUUCUGACUCUAGAUUCAUUUUGAGUUAAAUUGUAAAAUUCCAUUUAUCAUUUAUCCAAAUAUCAAAAUAAAUGGUAAGUCCGGGGUCAAAUAUUUGCCUUGUACAAACAGAUACAUUGAAUAUAUUGUGUUUACAGUUGGGCAUACUUACUAUAUUUAAUCAGUUACUCAAUGCUUGUCUUUUUCCAAAUCUCACAUUCAUCAUCCAGUGUGCUUUCAAAGCUAACAUGGAACUUCACUGUGUCAGGGAGUGCCCUGAAAAGCAGACUGUGGAAACAUUCCUUAAAUUCUAUUUUAUACAAUUAGCCAGUUAAAUUGAAAGGAACGAUGACAAAAACUAUUUCUAACUGACCUUAUUAAAGUUCAAAUAUCACAAGAUGAAUGUUCAAACUUUUUCUUUUGUGAGUAUUUAUAUUUAUAAUACCCUUCCCCCUAUAGCAAGCAGUCAGUUGAG
Messenger RNA from Anarrhichthys ocellatus (wolf-eel), 3271 nucleotides. Its product is annotated as ADM-like. The transcript has 4 exons. Lineage: Eukaryota; Metazoa; Chordata; Actinopteri; Perciformes; Anarhichadidae. Gene Ontology annotation, cellular component: extracellular region. The record is from RefSeq and is a predicted model, not a curated record. Gene Ontology annotation, biological process: adenylate cyclase-activating G protein-coupled receptor signaling pathway; adrenomedullin receptor signaling pathway; positive regulation of heart rate. The coding region runs from base 122 to 529 and encodes 135 amino acids. Gene Ontology annotation, molecular function: hormone activity; adrenomedullin receptor binding.